CCCGCUGCGAUUGCGCCUGGUGGCUCCGCCCGGGGACAUCCCUGCUCUGCUGGGUUUACUCAUCCUGGCGAGGUGAUCCCGGGCGCGAGGGCGGGCGCAAGGCGUCCCGAGAACCCAGUAAUCCGAGAAUGCAGUAUCAGCCCUUCCCACUAGGCACUUCCUUCCUUUCUCUGAACGUCCAGGGAGGGCGGUAGGGCCGCGCGCACUUAUAAACUUGGGCCCUAGCCUGCCGGCAUGUCAGAGGCUGCCUCGCUCAGGCUGUGCGUCUGCGGGCAGACUAACCGAGGUUGGGAUCCACUCAAGUGGCUGUUGCCAGCGGCGCCCUGAGCCUCUCAGCCUGGGCCUGGAAUCCGCCCCGUCGCGGCGCCUGUGUUCGCCCCUGCGCUUGCACUCUCGUGCCUGGACAGCAUGCUCCGGGUGCUUCUCCUUGGCAUGCUGGCCCCCGCUGGCCUGGGACUCCCGGUACCCACGGAUCCGCAACCCCGCGGUAGCCAGUGCAUCGAGCAUGACUGCUUCGCGCUUUUCCGGGGCCCCGCCACUUUCCUUGCUGCCAGCCAGGUGUGCGAGCAUCUGCAGGGCCACCUGAUGACCGUGCGCUCCUCAGUGGCUGCUGAUGUCAUCUCUCUACUACUAAGCGGCGACAGUGACAACGGCCCAACUCUCUGGAUUGGCUUGCAGUUCCCGCCGGGCUGCAACGACCCGGGGCACCUUGGGCCCUUGCGCGGCUUCCAGUGGGUUACGGGCGACCAGAACACCAGCUACAGCAGGUGGGCGCGGCUCCAGGAGGAACAGACGCCCAUCUGCGGUCCGCUAUGCGUCGCCGUCUCAACUAUCAGGUCGCCUGCACCCCCAGAGCCGGUUUGGGAGGAGCAGCAGUGCACCGCCGAGGCCGAUGGCUUCCUCUGCGAGUUCGAGUUCAAAGCCUCCUGCAGGCCCCUGGCGGUGGAGUCCCGCGCCGCAGCGGCCGCCAGUGUCUCCAUCACCUACAGCACCCCCUUCGGGGCCCGCGGCGCCGACUUUCAGGCGCUUCCCAACGGUAGCUCCGCCGUCGUAGCGCCCUUUGGAGUGGAGCUAGUUUGCGCCGCGGAGGCUGGAAAGGUCGAGGCGCGCUGGUCCCGCGAGGCUCCGGGCGCCUGGGACUGCAGCGUGGAGAAUGGCGGCUGCGAGCACUUCUGCAACCAGAGCGCUGGGACGCCGCACUGCUUCUGCCUGGGUGAUGAGAUCUUGCAGGCCGAUGGGCGCUCCUGCGCCACAGCACCUGCGGAGCACUCAUGCGAGACACUCUGCGAGCACUUCUGUGUAAACAACCCGGAUGUGCCCGGCUCUUACACCUGCAUGUGCGAAACGGGCUACCAGCUGGCUGCUGACCAGCACAGGUGCGAGGACGUGGACGAUUGUUUGCAAGUGCCCAGUCUAUGCCCGCAGCGCUGUGUCAACAAGAAGGGCGGUUUCGAGUGCCAGUGCUACCCCGGGUACGAGCUGGUGGACGGCGAAUGCGUGGAGCCCCUCGACCCUUGCUUUGGGAGUAACUGCGAGUACCAGUGCCAACCCCUGGGCCAGACUGACUACCGCUGCGUCUGUGCAGAGGGCUUUGUGCCCAAACCCAGUGACCCCAACAGGUGUCAGAUGUUCUGUAACCAGACUUCAUGUCCAGCCGAUUGUGACCCCAACAACCCAGACAACUGCCGGUGCCCCGAGGGCUACAUCCUGGACGAGGGCUCCAUGUGCACUGACAUUGAUGAAUGUGACAAUGGCUACUGCCCACAGGAGUGCCGCAACCUCCCUGGUAGUUACCAGUGCCUCUGCGGGCCCGACUCACCCUUCGCUGGCCAGGUUGGCACGGACUGUGACACCAGCAAGGUGAACGAAGAAGAGGAAGGCUCUGGGGAGCCCUCAGCGAGCCCAACUCCUGGUGCGACCUUGAGCCCCUCCCCAACAGGGCCCAUGCAUUCUGGGGUGCUCAUUGGAAUCUCCAUCGCAAGCCUGUCUCUCGUAGUGGCGCUUUUGGCACUCCUCUGCCAUCUGCGCAAAAAGCAAGGUGCCAUGAGAGCUGAACUGGAGUAUAAGUGUGGGUCCCCUGCCAAGGAAGUGGUCCUGCAGCAAGUGAGGACACCUCAAAAACUCUGAAGGGGCUCCCUGCCCGGCCUUAUUCCCCACUACCCCAGCCUGAUCCCCUGGCUCCCAGAGCACCUUGGCUGGCAUCAGAACUGGAGAUGACUCCCCACCCCUUCUGUCACUGAUUCCACGCCUGGUGGAGGAGGGAGUUGGAAGGAGGAUGUGCCCCAGCCACACGCAUGACAGAUGUCAUGGGACAAAUGGGCAGAGAUGGCAGUUUAUAGUGAAGACUCAGAUUGCAGCGUCCCAUGCCCUCGCCCCGCGGCACAGGCCGGGUGAGCAUUGUUGGUCAGCAGCCCUUUGGGCAGACUGUGAUCGUGUCGGUGGACCAGUGAGUGUAAAUGAGUAGUUGGCGAUGACCAAGAUAUUUAUUUUUAGGUAUUUAGGAGUCCCCCCCUUUAUUUGGCUUUUCUCCCUGCCUGUCCGCUUUGCAUCUCUCCCUCCUCCCCUCCCCUUCCCCCUUCUCUUUUUCUCCAGCCAUAUACUCCCACUUCCAUGUGACAUUUAAACUAUUUUGGGAAUUUCCCCCCUAGUCCUCCUGCAUUAAUGAAGCCACCCCCCCCCCAUUUUCCUCUCUCAGGACCCCAUGGCACCAUACCUGUGUCUGAUCCUACUUUUGCUCUUAGCUGUCUGCCUGGGCAGAAUUCCUAUGUGAAACAGAAAUGAAAACACUAAAAAAAAGAAGUGUUGGGCAUUUGCUCUUUCACGGAUUUGCUAAUUUAUUCUGAACCUUUAGCUUUCGAGAGUAAUCUCAUUUUAACAGAGGUGAAGACAUGAGAGGCAUUUGUUAAAUUAAUGUUAAUGGGCUGUCAGAGAAAUUCAACCUGAGGAGUUUUUUAGUUUUAUUUUUUUGAACAGUGAGCCUGGGUUUUAUUGUUGUUGCUGUUUUGAUUUGGACUGAAUGGUGAUAAUAGAUACGUUUCUUAAGCAGUUUCCUUUCCCAUUAUUAUUAUUGUUGUUAUUAUUAAUAAUUUUAGACAAUAUUGAAGAUGUUCACCCUAAUUUCUUUUUUAAAAAGAAGAGAAUGCCUUCCAGGAGACAGGUUAAGAAAGUUAUGGGCCUCGUGGUUCAUAACCAUUUGACUCACACUUAUUAUAAGUUGUAAGUGUUGUAAGUGAAAAUAAAACCAGCUGUACUGGUUUUGUGGGAUUUGGGAGCUUGGGGAUGGAGUCUACAGGAUGCUCAUUUGGGACCCCACCUUGUUCAAGCCUUAAGAAUUUCUCUCAUUUCAGAGAACCCCUCCAGCUCUGACAUAUUGGAAUGUGGCCCCAGGAUAAGAAGUGGGGGCUGUUCAGGAGUACUGGUGGGAGAUGCAGAAUCAGGCUCCCCUCCUCUACUUCAGGGGAAUCUAUAUUUUAAUCAGAUCUUCAGAGGGACUGUCUGCCCAUUAUAGUUUGAAGAAAAUUGUUCCAGGCAGUUCCCUACUUUCUGGAGUGCAUUAAAUAUGGUCCAAUAAUGAGUAGCAGGCCAAGUUAGGCCCUUUGUUCUCAAGAAACUGAGGAAUUUUUAUUUUAUAGCUUUGCUUUCUGAUAGAAAAGACUAGGUACACACCUUUUGAUGUUGCUGCACAGGGUAGAAAAGAGCUUUGGUUCAACUAAGCUAGGAAUGGAGUCAGACUUCCUUGUAGGAAAAAAAUGUAUCUGAUUAAGUGUAUCUUUGGUGAUGCAAAGGUUUUCCUCUGCUAUUUUGUAAACUCAGCACAUUUGUACAUAGUUAUUUAUUUAUUGGAGAUAAAGGAAAACACGGGCAAAACCCUUGCUUAUGACAUCACAUGUGGAAAAUAAACAAAUAACAGCACAUGCUGAGGUUGUCUGUCUGUUCACCUCCCCUCCCCCGCUCCCUGAUUUGGUGUCACUAAAUGGGACUUCCUAACACUGCAAGUGCCAUGCAGCACGUUCAGAGUCCAGCACAAGUGCCACACACUCAGGGCAGCAGCACUGACUUUCAAAGAUUUUUCCAGAAGACAUCAUUUUCAGUAUAGAAGGAUGUCAUUUCAUGUGUGUUCACAAGGAUUUCUUUCCUUUUGUAACCAUAGCAACUUCAUACACAGGGCUUGUGUCUAUGUGUUUUAAAGUCCAUCAUAGGAUUAUUUGUUGGGAUGGGUUAAAGAAACUCCUUCUCAGGGCGUCUCUAAAACCUCAGCUGUGCAGCCUCUGUGUAUGGUUUGGCCUCCUCUGCUCGCUGAGCUUCCAAAUACAGCAGCUGGGAAGGUGGGGGCUCAGGCUGAGGCUCCAAUUGACACAGUCAUUUUCACAUACCAAGGUCUCACAUGGUAUUAAAUCAUUCUCAUUUUUGUUGGAGAUUAGAAACCCUGUCUUUCAAAUGUAUAGAUUCUAUACAAUUUUCUGGGCUUUUUCUGGGACGGUGGCGUUCGCUGCAUGUUCUACGCAGUGCUCUAUGUGUUUUCAUAAGGCAGUUGUUGGAAGAAAAUUGAGCUUGGUCAUAUCUUUAAAUAUUUUUAUAUAUCUGGAUAAUGCCAAAUUUCUCAGUUUUCACUGGAGUGGUGACUGUUGUGAAGAUGAAAUUGGAGAUUCCGACAUCCCUCUGGGAUCCAGUUGGUGGACGUGAGGGAGUGGGGACUGGACGGCCACCAUGUACUCCCCCCACCUCCCAGAUCAGCAGGGUGAUAUCACCUUUAAGGUUGGGCAGAUGAGCAAAAAACUGAAGUUUUUGUGGUAGGUAUGUUCGAAGGAAGAACUGGAGUGGUGACGUGGCCGAUGCAGAUAAGUUGUGUCAGGGAUACACAGGAGGGUAUGAAACCAUACACAUUUGUCUUCACUAUCCUGCCUGCCAUUUUUCAAAAAGGAGCUGUCAAAUUGUGGCUGAGGGCUACUCAUUGCUUUAGGAUUUCUUCCUCCAGGGAGGGGCAUUUUCCCAAGGAACACAAGAAGACCAACGCACACUUUCAAGACUAAGAGCCCUGAAUGGGGUAUGUUGGAUUUUGGCACACUAAUAGGGUGGGGCCCCGCCCCAGGCCCUCCCUAGUCUCAUCUGAACUUGUGAUUUUCAGUACCACUAAGAAUUCACAGUCCGUCUCUGAGAAGGAUACCAAGAUGAGAUAAAUAAAUCAGUUAGAUAUUAAAACGAUCAGCACUUAAAAUCAGGGUAGACCUUAUGAAGCAAGGACCACCACUCAACCUUUAUGAUCACUGCUUUUUCUUCACAUUACUGGGGGACAAUGCCUAAGGGGAGAUCUAAAUCUCAGCAAGUGGUAUGUGUUUGCUGAUGGCGUUCCAUCAUACCAGGGCCGGUGAAGAAGGCCACAGGUACCUCUGGACUUGGCAGAUUCAAUUUUUUUUAAGGCUUUUUUAUUUAUUUAUGCAUAGAAGAACUGGGGUGUAGGCCAGAGGUACAGGGUAUGAGAGGAUUCACCAGAGACAGAGUGGGGAGCAGAACAGGCAGAUCUACUGAAAUACACUGCUGAGGGGAGCAGUGGGUGAGACAGGAGAAGUCUGUUGUGCCAUGUGGGUUAGCUCCCUGGCUGGGGAUGGAACUCAGGCCAUAGCACUGAGACUUAACCCCUAGGCUGCCAGGGAGGCCCCUGGCAGAUUCAAUUUUGUAGAUUAAAUGGCUUCCAAUCCCUCCCUCCCCACACCCUCACCUAACCCCUGUUCUUGGAUUAAUUCAGUGUAUAUUUAUUGAGCAAAUAUCCUGUGCCUGGCAUGGGGAGAACCCCCCACCUUGAGAAGCUGGCACUCUGGUGGGGAGACAGACAUAAAAUAAAUGAUUGCUCUCAAGGUUGUAUUUAGAAGCAGUGUUAAGAUCUGGGAGGAGAAGCACAAUAACAGAGUGGCAGGAUUUACACUGCAGGAGAGGGGAAGUCUUCCUUGGUGAGCUGAUACUUUACACUAGACCUGAAGGAGGAGCAGAGUGGAUGGGAAAGCAGCUGGUGUAGAAAGAAAGGCCUGUGCAAAGGUCCUGCACUGGGAAGAGUCUGUGCAGAGGGCAUGGAGCAUGGUGAGCUAAGACUGUUUACAUUCUUAUAUUCAACCAAUCAGGAAGACACAAUAUCUUGACACCCAGUGGCCAAGAGAGGGUCCAGGGCAAGGCUGGAGAGGUGGAAAUUGAGAGAUGAAAGUUGAAGAUGGAGAGUGGAAUGGAGGCAGCUUAAAGAUGUUGAUUUCUUUCCUAGGUACAAGUGUGGCAUGCCAGAGUUUAAUACCAGAAUGCUGGUAUUCCAUUUGAUGUGAAUUAUUUGGGGGAGGUAAUAGAUACUUUAAGAAAUAUUUAAAUAAACAGAAACCCACAAUUUCCCUUGUAAACAUUCUGCGAGUUGACAUGGGGUUUGGGGGGCAUACAUGUAUGGACGUGCAUCCCAGCCUCACACCUUAGUGGUCACAUAACCACAGGCACCAAACAGCACCUCUAAGACUGUCAAACAGGGUGCUGGCAAUGACACCUCACUGAAUUUCUGUGAGGAUUAGAUGACAUGAGUUAGUACAGUUGCUGGCACCUAGCAGGUACCCAAUAAAUGUUAGCUAAUGUACCCAUAAAUAAGUGAAUAAAGAAAACGUUUAUGUUGAGAUCUCCAGUGUCUUGAGGGUGAAUUCAAGGUUCAUGUGAAGAUGCAGUCCUUGGACGGGGUGCUGGCUUCCUGGAGGAAGCAGCAUAGAGGCAUUAAGUGGAGACUAAAGGGGGAGAUGCUGGCACAGUGGGAGACCCAGCCCCUUGGGAGCUGUCAAUACACACUUCAAGGCUUAUUCUCUCUGCUCACAUGGCUCAGCAAAAUCAAGGGGUGCAGACAUCCUCUCUGCUGUGCUCCCAGUGAAUGAGGAAGUUAAGAAAUGGGUAGGGUAGUGAAUUAAGAACAGGGUGCCCAAACCCUCAAGUUCUUUUAUCAAUCUGAAUAAGGAGUUACCAGUUGGAGUCAGGUGCCUCACAACCCAAUUAAAAAUGGAAUGUUCAAGGGGGAUGGAAAUUGUAUGGGGACUAUAACCAAGAUGAAAAUGCAUACAUUGUGCAAAAAUGAAAAAUGAUGUAAAAAGGUAUAAAAAAAAAUGGAAUGUUCAGAACAUCACCACAAUAACACAAUUGACCAAAGCUUGUUUCAAGAAUGCAGACCAGGUAAUGUGGGAGACUCACUGGGCCUCCGUAACCUAGGAGACUCCACAGGCCCCAACCAAUCAGGAAGAGACACAAUGUCCUGACACCCGAUAGCCAAAUACCAACUCUUUGCCCACUGUACCCAUAUAAACACUUACUUCUUGCCCCCUCAGCAGCUACCUGUUGGGGCUCUCUCUCCGCUCAAGGAGCUUUCCUGUCCUUCUUAUCUGUCAAUAAAUUUCUUGCUUUUCUAUCUAACUCUUCUUGUUGAGAUAAGAACUGAGAACCCUUGGGGAUCCCUGGACUCCCAGGCCCGAUUCACCAGGGAAGGCAGAGAGAGAGAGAGAGAAAAUACCCCAAAGAACCCUGCUUGCUUUCUCAGAGCCCAAAGGGAAAAUAGAACAUGGACUUCAGUCCAGGCUGAGCUGUGGAGGCAGUGCCUCUGCUUGCUCCCUCUCCCUCCUUGCCACGUGGGGCCUCAAGUUCAACCACACCAAAGAGGAACCUGCAAGAAAGGAAAAAAAUCAUUCAGUUUAGAGUGAUUUACAGGCCCACUGGCCCGUAGACUCUUGCAGUGGGGACUUGCAAAUUCCUAAGCUUCCCCAACUUUUGGCUGACCACACUGGGGCAGAACGAUGGGUCUGGGGACUUAACCCCCCAGGGAGUAGGCACAGCAGUUCCAGGAGUGGCAUCUAUGACUG
Talpa occidentalis (Iberian mole) is the source of this 7859-nucleotide messenger RNA. RefSeq names its product thrombomodulin (gene THBD). Gene Ontology annotation, cellular component: membrane. The transcript has a single exon. Bases 409 to 2127 code for a protein of 572 amino acids. Lineage: Eukaryota; Metazoa; Chordata; Mammalia; Eulipotyphla; Talpidae. Gene Ontology annotation, molecular function: calcium ion binding; transmembrane signaling receptor activity. The record is from RefSeq and is a predicted model, not a curated record.